This is a messenger RNA of Morus notabilis, 1729 nucleotides long. RefSeq names its product protein MANNAN SYNTHESIS-RELATED 1. NCBI's taxonomy places the organism in Eukaryota, Viridiplantae, Streptophyta, Magnoliopsida, Rosales, Moraceae. The record is from RefSeq and is a predicted model, not a curated record. The coding region runs from base 234 to 1496 and encodes 420 amino acids. The transcript is spliced from 7 exons.
GUAGAUUUAGGAUUUAGGCUGGCCGUCAUUUUCCGGGAAAGUGUCGGUGCUCUGUAAGAAAGAAAACUGGAUUAAAAAAAAAAAGAAAAAGAAAAAAAGAAAGAAGUCAAAUAUAUUGUCAAAUAUCCCUGUUAUAUUAUAAUAAUAGAGGUAUCUUGUGUGUAUAAGCUCUUGGUUUUUGUCUCGCAAAGCUUCCCCGCUCAAGCUUCCAAUUAAGAGAGAGAGAGAGAGAGAUGGGUGUGGAUUUGAGGCAAGUGGUGGCUGGCAUACUCACAUUGACGAUGUUUGUGAUGCUUGGCCAAAUGAUUAAGAGAGACCAUUUUGAUUCUGCUCAAGAAACAUUCCCCGGAGAUCGGCAUGUUAAUUUAGAGAAUGCCAAGAUUGCAAAGCAGGGCAUUGUUACCCUUCCGGAAAAGAGUGGAGGGCCUUGGAAAGGAGAUGGUGAAGAACUGAAGGCAUGUUGGUCUAAGCCAGCUCUAGAUGAUGUCGAGCAGACGAACGGGUUUGUCAUUUUCUCGUUAACAAAUGGCCCUGAAUACCAUGUUUCACAGAUUUCUGAUGCAGUCGUCGUGGCAAGAUAUCUAGGAGCAACUCUUGUAGUCCCCGACAUCAGAGGAAGCAACCCAGGUGACCAGAGGAGUUUUGAAGAAAUUUAUGAUGUUGAGAAGUUUGUGAAAAGCCUAGAUGGGGUGGUCAGAGUGACUAAAGAUCCUCCUGCUAAGCUAUCAACAAAGAAUCUUGCAGUUGUGAAGGUCCCUAAUCGGGUUACAGAAGACUAUAUUGUGGAACACAUUGAACCAAUUUACAGGAACAAGGGCACUAUUAGGCUGGCAACUUACUUUCCUUCAGUGAAUAUGAAAAAGACAGAUAAAGGGAGUUCCAGUGAUUCAGUUGCAUGUUUGGCAAUGUUUGGAACUUUAGAGUUGCAACCAGAGAUUCAAGAAAUAGUUGACUCAAUGGUUGAUCGUCUAAGAACUUUGAGUCGAAAAUCAGAUGGUCAAUUUGUUGCAGUGGACUUGAGGGUUGAAUUAUUGGAACAUAAGGGCUGUCGAGGAGAUGGUGAGUCUGGAACUAAAAUUUGUUAUAGUGCAGAAGAGAUAGCUUCAUUUUUGAAGAAACUGGGAUUUAACAAGGAUACAACAGUAUAUUUGACUGAAUCGAAGUGGGACAGCAGCCUUGACUCUCUGAAGGAUGUCUUCCCUAAAACUUAUACUAAGGAUGGGAUAAUACCAGCAGAUAAGAAGACAAAGAUCUUGGACUCAGAGACCUCUGAAUUUGAGAAGGUUGUUGACUUCUAUGUAUGUUCUCAAAGUGACGUAUUCGUUCCCGCUAUCUCGGGCCUGUUCUAUUCGAAUGUAGCUGGUAAAAGAAUUGCUUCUGGGAAGACUCAAAUACUUGUUCCGGCUUAUAUUCCUGAUUCCUCCGCUUUGGCCACUGAUUUCGUUACUCAUUAUGUCUCAAAGAAGAAUCAUUUGGCAUAUUCAUGCUUUUGCUAAUUCCUCAUGGAUAAGAAGCCUAAAAAAAGAGUGGCAAGUGAAAGCAUUUGAAGAAUAGCCUGGCUUCACUGCUUUAAGCUUAAAAUUGCAGCGAGCACGUAGACAGGUCAACUGUGUAAUGUAUCAUUUGGGUUUGCAGAUUGGCAAAGAGAAGUUCUUUUUUGUUAAGGUGAUUUUAGAGUUGUUGAUGGGAAAAGUAUCAUCCUAUCAUGGUUAAUAUAUUGUUUGUUAUG